Messenger RNA from Raphanus sativus (radish), 1018 nucleotides. RefSeq names its product putative homeobox-leucine zipper protein ATHB-51. NCBI's taxonomy places the organism in Eukaryota, Viridiplantae, Streptophyta, Magnoliopsida, Brassicales, Brassicaceae. The record is from RefSeq and is a predicted model, not a curated record. Gene Ontology annotation, molecular function: sequence-specific DNA binding; DNA-binding transcription factor activity, RNA polymerase II-specific. Gene Ontology annotation, cellular component: nucleus. The coding region runs from base 161 to 856 and encodes 231 amino acids. The transcript is spliced from 3 exons. Gene Ontology annotation, biological process: positive regulation of DNA-templated transcription.
CUCACGCCUCUCUUACUUCUUUCCUGUGGUCCAUCAAAACCCUAGUUUUUUCUUUUAAUUCUCCAUUUAUAAGAUCCUAUAACGUUCAUGCUUUUUAGCCAUCUCUCAUAUCUUUAUAUAUAUACCAAGAUUCACAAGAACCGAAAAGAAAACAAAAGAAAUGGAAUGGUCAAUGACAAGCAACGUGGAAAACGUGAGAGUUGCUUUUAUGCCGUCGUCAUGGCCGGAGUCGAGCUCGUUUAACUCGCUUCAUAGCUUCAACUGUGAUCCUUAUGCAGCAGGAAAUUCAUACACGCCUACCGACACGCAGACCGGACCGGUUAUAUCUGUGCCGGAAUCAGAAAGGAUCAUCAAUGCGUACCGAUUCCCGAGCAACAAGAAGGAGAUGAUAAAGAAGAAGAGACUAACGAGUGGACAAUUAGCUUCACUUGAACAGAGUUUUCAAGGAGAGAUCAAACUAGACUCAGACAGGAAGCUGAAGCUGUCUAGAGAGCUUGGCUUGCAUCCACGUCAGAUAGCUGUUUGGUUCCAAAACCGCCGUGCAAGGUGGAAGGCGAAGCAGCUCGAGCAGCUGUACGAUUCGCUUAGGCAAGAGUACGACAUCGUUUCUAGAGAGAAGCAGAUGCUACAUGAGGAGGUAAAGGAGCUGAGAGCUGUACUAAGAGACCAAACACUGAUCAAGAAGCAGAUCUCCGGUGGGGAAGACACGACUGAGAUUCCCUCGGUGGUGAUAGCUCAACAAAGAAUGGAAAAUCUAAACAGUAAUCAAAUCAGUGGAGGAAAUAAGAUUUACGGUAUUGAUCAAUACAACAAUUCGAUGGUCGUUGCUUCCUCUUGCUGGCCGCCUUGCCCGUGAUAGCAUGUUGCUGAUCAUAGAGACAGAGAGAGAGAAUGUCUCUAACAUAGCUUAAGACUAGGCAGGGACUUUAAGUGUGUUUAGAUUAAGACAAGCUUUUGUUCAUCGUACCGUCUUAAAACAUAAAUGAAAACAGUGUCCCAGACACAACGCUAUUUUCCU